This is a messenger RNA of Chara braunii, 1960 nucleotides long. NCBI's taxonomy places the organism in Eukaryota, Viridiplantae, Streptophyta, Charophyceae, Charales, Characeae. The record is from the annotation of a GenBank genome assembly.
CCGGCCGUCCAGUUCCUCCGGACCAUCCGCAUCUCAAGGCUCCUGCGACUCCCUUCCACAUGGGCGACAAACACACCUUCUCCACAGCCGAAGAUUGGGGCCAUGAUAUCGUGUGGCACCCAGACCAUUUCCAGCCAGUCCUUCUCGACGGCGAAUGGGCAGUGGCUGUGAGGGACGUAAGUGGAGGGUGGAUAUAUGACGAUCGUUGGGACCUCGAGACAUUCAAAUCUCGCGCCUACGAUGCGGUUUUGGAGAGAUUAAGUGAGGUCAAUCGACGAAGUAAAGACGACCCUGCUCUGCGCGAAUACGGGGACACGCUGUUCGAUUUAUUGCAGUCAAAUAGAUGGCUGGAAGUGUCCUCCACAUUCUACACCCUUCAAGCAAGAGGUAAAAGUGAACAGCGUUCAACAGAACAGUGGUCUCCGCGGCACGCAGGCAGUGGAGAGGGGAAAAAGGGCAGCCGGGAGAAGAAAAAGCCUCGCAGCGGAGAGAAGACAAAGCAUCACACAGGAGACGGGCAGGGGUCCGGUGUCGACCGCGACGAGGAGGGUGGGGUUCUGGCGGUGCCAUCCAGCACCUCAAUGGAGAUGGGGAACGACUUCAGGCCUGGGUGGAUUACACGGCCUGGCCAACAGGACCCUGUGAUUAGCUCCACCAGCGCAACACAGUAUACCGAUGCUGUUGGCGGGGCAGUUGUAGCAAAGAAUGGAACUUGCUUCGCUCAGCUCCAAAAACGGUUGGCCGAUUGUCUCGGAUCUAUCCGAACCUCGGAGAUGACAUCGUUGUCCGAAACUCGGUGCCUUGCGGGAAACGAGACGACAACAUACCACGGAUUCGGCAGCGACAAGCUCCAACCAUGUUCGGUUUCGCCUCAAAAUGAAGUUUGGAUUAAUCCGAACCCAAAAGUCAGUACCGUUGAGAGAGCACAGCAGUCUGCGGAAUUCGAACGAGUGGUCCGGGUUUCCGAAAAACCUGGCAGCAAAAUUCGGAUUCAUCCGAACCAGGAGGACGUGUCCGCCAUGACAGACAACCGGUGUCAGGACACCGUCAUGCUGUGCAUGGAAGUCCACAAGGAGCUGCAGGCAGACUGUCGGACUGAGGGUGAGUUAGCGACCAGUUUCAAUAUCGAGCCCCGCACACUUGGAGCCGAAUGCCUGGUGACGGUACGCGCUGAGUUAGCAGUCUUAAGCGACUCUCUGGUGAAAGCGGACACGUCAUGGCCAUUGGAAACUGCAGUGGCUCGGAUGAAUCCGAACCAGGGCCAUGUGAGCAUGUCCCUCCCUGGUGCAGCUUUGGAGACGACCGUAAUUUGGAUUCAUCCGAGACACAUGGACGAAGGACUUGACGGUUGUCGACUUCUGACGACUUUGGACAAGGACGACUCCGCCGACGACCGGAUUGAUCCGACACUCGGCGACGUCGGGAUGGAGCAACCAGUUCAGCCAGCAGACGACGACCCCUUGUACUCCGACCUUCACGACGAGGCGAUGGGAGAGGACUUUCCGAAGAAGUCCUCUGACGCUGUUGGAGAUAGAUUUCUCUAUUUGAGUGACGACGAUAAAGGCACAACACACGAGGACAAGAAGUUAAAGGGGGGAGAGGUGUUGUUGGACAUUCAUGGGACCUUGAGCACAACACAAUGCGACAUAGUGGCGACGGAGGAAACCCAACUUGUCGAUGUUGUGGACGUCGACGCUCUUUGUCCGGAGACGGACAGACUAAAAUUGCCCAUCGCCGACGUGGAGGAUUUCUGCCAUCGGGAUGGGGACGAAUUCAUGCCAUCACUGGUCAUCGACGCCGACAUCUCGAACCUGUCAAGUUUCCCUGUGAGUUUGGAGCACGUCGUCGCCGAGUCGACGUGCACGGGGGCGCCAAUCGUAAUGGGGCUGCCAUAGGUGGGCUCUGGUGACGUCGAAGCUAAGCCUGGUGAGCACUGUCUUCCUUUGCUUGCUUCCCGCUC